Penicillium macrosclerotiorum is the source of this 498-nucleotide messenger RNA. Its product is annotated as TRAPP subunit BET5. The record is from RefSeq and is a predicted model, not a curated record. The transcript has 5 exons. The coding region runs from base 1 to 498 and encodes 165 amino acids. Gene Ontology annotation, cellular component: TRAPP complex. Gene Ontology annotation, biological process: endoplasmic reticulum to Golgi vesicle-mediated transport. NCBI's taxonomy places the organism in Eukaryota, Fungi, Ascomycota, Eurotiomycetes, Eurotiales, Aspergillaceae.
AUGACUGUCUACUCUUUUUAUAUCUUUGACCGCCACGCGGAAUGCAUCUACAAACGCCGCUGGUCACCUCGGCCGGUGUCUAUCGUGGGGAAGUCCUCUCGAGCCUCAGAAGUCCCGAAUGCUGGAGCAAGUGCGUCAGGAACUGGCCAGACAGUGCGAGCCACAGACGAUGAUUCCAAAUUGGUCUUUGGUACGGUGUUCUCAUUGCGGAACAUGGUGCGCAAGCUGGGUGGUGAGGAAGACAACUUCGUGUCAUAUUCCACCAGCCAGUAUAAGCUUCAUUACUACGAAACCCCGACCAACAUCAAGUUCGUCAUGCUGACGGACCUCAAGAGUCCUAGCAUGCGCAUCGCCUUGCAGCAGAUUUAUAUCAAUCUGUUCGUCGAAUAUGUGGUCAAGAACCCUCUCUCCCCCACGGAGCAUCCGGGAGGCGUAGGCGUGAACAACGAGCUUUUCGAAGAGUCAUUGGAGCAAUUUGUGACGCGAGUUCUCUCGUGA